GUCUUGAGGUACAGGCUGCCCCUGAAAUACGGUACAGUCCUGGGGUGUGAGGCAAGAGAGGGUCCUGCCGCUGAUCAGGAACGGCUUAACAGCAUUGGGGUGUCUCCUUGGAGCCAGCUGGCAUAAGCGACCCUGGGUUCUGGGAUGCUGGAGCUGAGUGCCCCCGGGCUGGACCCGACCUCCGUGUUGGCCUCUCCAUGGCAUCUUCUGUUGCUUGGAGCGGCUUCCUGGCUUGUGGCUAGAAUUCUUGCCUGGACCUACUCAUUCUGUGAGAACUGCUCCCGCCUCAGAUGCUUCCCUGAGUCCCCUAGAAGGAAUUGGUUUUUGGGUCACCUGGGCCAGAUUCAGAACAAUGAGGAAGGCAUGCAGUUGGUGACUGAAAUGGGCCAGACCUUCCGAGAUGUCCAACUCUAUUGGCUGGGACCCGUCAUCCCUGUGCUGAGACUUGUUGACCCUGCAUUUGUUGCCCCCCUGCUCCAUGCCUCAGCUAUGGUGGCCCCCAAGGACAUGACUUUAUUACGUUUCCUGAAGCCCUGGCUGGGGGAUGGGCUCUUCCUGAGUUCAGGUGACAAGUGGAGCCGCCAUCGCCGCCUGCUGACACCUGCCUUCCACUUUGACAUCCUGAAGCCCUAUGUGAAGAAUUUUAAUAAGAGCGUGAACAUCAUGCACGACAAGUGGAAGCGCCUAGCCUUGGAGGGCAGCGCACGACUGGAAAUGUUUGAUAACAUCAGCCUCAUGACGUUGGACAGUCUGCAGAAAUGCCUCUUUGGCUUUGACAGCAACUGUCAAGAGUCUCCCAGUGAAUACAUUGCUGCCAUUUUGGAGCUCAGUUCCCUCAUGGUAAAAAGGUCCCAGCAGCUCUUCCUGUAUGUGGACUUCCUGUACUACCGCACUGCUGACGGGCGGCGCUUCCUCGAGGCCUGUGACCUGGUGCACAACUUCACAGAUGCUGUCAUCAGGGAGAGACGCCGCACCCUCUCCAGCCAAAGUGUUGACGAGUUCCUGAAAUCCAGGACUAAAUCCAAGACUUUGGACUUCAUUGAUGUGCUCCUGCUGGCCAAGGAUGAACACGGAAAGGAGCUGUCUGAUGAGGACAUCCGGGCAGAGGCUGACACCUUCAUGUUUGGAGGCCAUGACACCACAGCCAGUGGGCUCUCCUGGAUCCUGUAUAACCUGGCGAGGCACCCGGAAUACCAGGAGCGCUGCCGGCAGGAGGUGCGGGAGCUGUUGAGGGACCGAGAACCCGAGGAGAUUGAGUGGGACGACCUGGCCCAGCUGCCCUUCCUGACCAUGUGCAUCAAGGAGAGUCUGCGGCUGCAUCCUCCGGUCAUAGACCUUCUGCGCAGCUGCGCCCAGGAUAUUGCGCUACCUGAUGGCAGGGUCAUCCCCAAAGGGAACAUCUGUGUCAUCAGCAUCUUUGGUAUUCAUCACAAUCCUUCAGUGUGGCCAGACCCUGAGACCUACGACCCCUUCCGCUUUGACCCAGAAAACCCUCAGAAGAGAUCACCUCUGGCUUUUAUUCCCUUCUCCGCGGGGCCCAGGAACUGCAUAGGACAGACUUUCGCCAUGAGCGAGAUGAAAGUGGCGCUGGCGCUGACACUGCUGCGCUUCCGCCUCCUGCCGGACGACAAGGCGCCGCGCCGGAAGCCGGAGCUGAUCCUGCGCGCGGAGGGCGGGCUGUGGUUGCGGGUGGAGCCGCUGAAGUCGGGUGCACAGUGACACCCCCCCCCCCCCCCCCCCCCCCCCCGGGACCCCCCCCCCCCCCCCC
Alexandromys fortis (reed vole) is the source of this 1768-nucleotide messenger RNA. Its product is annotated as cytochrome P450 4F5. The coding region runs from base 145 to 1719 and encodes 524 amino acids. The transcript has 13 exons. Gene Ontology annotation, molecular function: monooxygenase activity; oxidoreductase activity, acting on paired donors, with incorporation or reduction of molecular oxygen; iron ion binding. NCBI's taxonomy places the organism in Eukaryota, Metazoa, Chordata, Mammalia, Rodentia, Cricetidae. The record is from RefSeq and is a predicted model, not a curated record.